AUGAAUUAUAAAAACAACUGGAAAGAGAGACAAGAUCGUCUAGAAAAUAUAAUAAAAAAAGAAUUCUUUUUUAAAUCAAGUUUAAAGAGAGAAUACGAAGAAUCUAUAACAGGUGGUUUUAUAGUAAACAAUAAAUAUACCUUAAAAGAAAGUUAUGAAUGCUCGAAAUGUGAAUAUGUUAUAUUAAUAAUAACAGAAUAUAUAAAAAAAGAAUGUGUACUGGAUAAUUAUAUUUUAGCUUAUAGAAAGCUGUAUGAAAAUAUAGAAUAUUAUUUUAAUAAGAUUUCUAAGAAAUCGGAUAUUGACUAUUUAAUUGAUAAUUAUUUUUUAAAGAGAAAUAUAUCAUUAAAUAAAAAACCAAAAAAUAGAAAUAAUACAGAGAAAAAUUAUAUAGAAAUGGAAACAUACACUAUAUCUAUUAUACUAAAAAUAAAAAAAUAUAUUUUGAAUGCGAUUCCUAUGCUAAAAAAUAUUAUAGAAAACUUGAAAUUUCAUGACAGCAAUUUUUAUAUUAGUAAUAGAAUUGGAAUAAUAGAAAAUUUAAAAAAAAAAAUUUUCGAUUACUCUUGUAAAAAGAAAAAAAAUAUUCAGAUUCCAUGUAGUUACACCAAUUUUUACGGAAAGCUUGAUACGUCAUUUGGUAGCAAUGUUAAGAAUAAGUGUUAUGAUUACAAUACCACCAAUAUUAAUUAUAAUUUGAAUUCUAAUAAUUCUAAUAAUAAUAAUUUCAGCAUUAAUAUAUGCAAUAAUAAUUAUAACGAUCAGUAUUCAUACUUAGAAACAGAUAAUGAAAACAGCGGAAAUCAGCAUAUGAAUUCAACUGAAAAUAUGAAUGAUAAUAAAUACAAAAAUUAUAAUUGUAACUUAUACUAUAGUGAUGGUAGAAAUAGAGAACAUGAAUACAUGCAUUUACAGAGUUUUAAUGAUUCUAAUAGAUGCACUACAUCAUUGAAGAAAUUUUAUGAAAUAAAAAUAACAACAAAUAAAAACUUAGUUAGUCUAAAGAGUAUUCUUCUUUUGAUUGAAAUUAUCUUUUUAUUACGUUCAUACUUCAUUAAAUUUGAAGUAGAAAAUAAAAAGAAUGAAAAAAUUAAUUUUUUUCAACUUCAUGAACACAGAAAAAAUAUUAUUUGCGAUGAAAUAAACUAUGAGCUAUUUUACAAUAUAAUUUUAGGUAAACUAAGAAAAAAAAAAAAAAAUGAAGAAGAAAAUUAUUUUCAAAAAGACAAAAACAUAAAAUUAAACCAAAAUGAAAAAUAUAAUAAAAGCUAUGAAAAACAAAAUAGCAAUAUUCUAUAUAGCAAUGACUUUGCAUAUAAUAGGGAAUCUUGCUUAAAUUACGAAAAUAAUAAUUAUAUUUCAGACAACGAAGAUAAUUAUUCAUCUAAUAAUAAAAAUAUGUAUUCAUCAAAUGAAAAAAACAAUUAUUUAUCUAAUAAUGAAGGUGUUCAUUUAUUCAAGAAUAUAAAUAAUGACUCCUUCAAUAAUACUUUUCCAAAUGAAAAUAGCAAUAAUAAUGUACCUUGUGUAAAUUUUUCAAAAGAGAAGAAAGCUAUUAAUAAUUUAAGCGAAAAACAAAUAAAUAAAAUCAAUGAGUAUAUAAAUUAUUUGUUUAUAAAUAUUAUAGAAGAAUGUGAUACUUAUUUUAGUAUUGAAUUUUUAUACACAUUGCACAUAUUUCAAUUCAAUUUCUUGUUUAAUAUUUUUAAAAACCUAUUGUUAAAGACAAAUGUAGAAGAUCACAUAAUCAUAAUGUUAACUUAUUGUGCUUGUAGUAUUCAAAAUAAAGAAAUAAUUGAUUAUUGCUUUUGGAAAUUGAUAAGUAUAUUUGAAAGAGAAACAAUACCUAAUAGUUGGAUAAGAUUAGAUAAAAUAAAUAAUCAAUUAAAAAAUUAUAAAGAAAUUAGUUUUAAGGCAAAGGAAAAUGGGGGAAAAAAAAAUUAUUCUAAUAGCAUAUUUUAUGAAACAUUAAAUAUUACUAAAGAGAAUGAAAUUGAAAAUAAUUUAAGUGAAAUAGACAUCAAUAGAGGAAAUAUUUAUUUUAAGAGAAAUUUAAUCGACAAAAAUGUAUUUAAAAACUCUAUAAAUAACACAAAAAAAGAAUUCGAUAACUGUAAUGAUAUACCAAAGGGUUAUAUUAUUAAUGAAUUGCAAAGAUUAAGAAAUUUUAAUGAUCAUUAUUCAUGCUGCUAUAUUUUAAAGAACAAUAAAAAACAUAAAAUAUUAAUGGGUUUUAAAAAGAGAGGAGAAAAUAAAGUGUAUAUAUAUAAAUAUGAUAAAAAAAUUAAAAAAAAAUUUAAAACAUUAAAAACAUUUUUCAAUAUAUCAGGUUUCCUGGGUGUAUUAAUAUGUAAUUUUACUGGUAUGAAAAUUAAAAUAUAUGAUAACGGAAUAUCAGAAAAAUUUUCGAAUUUUUUUCCUAGUUUUGAGAGAAAGAAUGUAAUAACAAUUACUUUUGAAUCCAACAUAAUAAGUGAAUUACCAAGACAUUUCAUAUGCAAUAUAUAUAAAGAAAAUAAAAAUAUAAAAUUUAUUUAUGAGAACAAAUGCCCUAUAUGGAAUGAAGAAAAAGAAAUUUAUGAAUUACCUUUUUAUGGAAGAGUAAAAUUAGCUAGUGCAAAAAAUUUACAACUUAUUUUAAGAAAAUGUAUUAUUCGUCAAUCAAAAAAAGAAUUAUUUUUAAAUAAAAAUAUAAAUGAUGUUAUUGAAUAUAUGACUAGCGAAAAUAACCAAAAAAGUUAUGAAAACGAUAAUUCAACAGAAUAUAAUGAUAAUACUUUAUAUAAAAAAAAUUCCCAAAUGCUUCAAGAUAAAGAUGUUAAAAAUGAAAAAAAAAGUGGUAACAAAUUUUCAUUUGAUGUUAUAAAAAAUAAUUCAAAAAAAGAGGAAAAAAAAUUCGAAAUUAUAAAUAAAGAUGAAGAAGAAAUAUUUUUAAUAUUUGGAAAAAACUCAAAAGAUUAUUUUACUUUAGAUUUUCGUCAUCCCCUAUCAACUUUUGAGGCAUUUGCUAUAGCGAUAUCUUCCUUACUAAAAAAGAAAGCAGUAUCUUAA
Molecule: messenger RNA, 3051 nt
Organism: Plasmodium relictum
Lineage: Eukaryota; Apicomplexa; Aconoidasida; Haemosporida; Plasmodiidae
Product: conserved Plasmodium protein, unknown function
Exons: 1
Coding region: 1-3051 (1016 amino acids)
Source: RefSeq, a predicted model, not a curated record